Molecule: messenger RNA, 2263 nt
Organism: Sceloporus undulatus (fence lizard)
Lineage: Eukaryota; Metazoa; Chordata; Lepidosauria; Squamata; Phrynosomatidae
Product: kelch-like protein 17
Exons: 5
Coding region: 213-2054 (613 amino acids)
Molecular function (GO): protein binding
Source: RefSeq, a predicted model, not a curated record
CAUAAGUGAAACCAUCUCAUACUAUGUUGUGUGUAGCACUGGGCCUUUCUUUCACUGGUUUGGGGGACUGCUCCUGUGCCAAGCUUUGUUCCAGGCCCAAAGUAAUACCCCAAAGUGGCUACUCAACAACAAACCCCUGUCUCAGAUAUGACCAAUUGAUGAAUCUCACAUAAAGUCCUUCUUUUGGAGAUUCUUGAAUCUGCUUGUGGAUUAUGGAUACCAAAAAGGACCAGUAUGAUGGUGAAGAGAAUGACAUAAAUAUGAGGCCUUAUUCUUUGGGACAUUACACAACUCAGGGUUUAAGACAGCUUUAUGAGAACCAUCAGCUCUGUGAUGCCACCUUGGUUGCUGAAGGAAAGAAAUUCCCAUGUCAUAGGGCUCUGUUGGCCUCAUUCAGCCCCUACUUCUAUGCUAUGUUCACCAGGCCGUUUAGGGAAUGUUGGGAAAGACAUGUUGUGUUUGAAGAGAUGAAAUCUUCCAUCCUUCAGAGAAUCCUAAAUUAUAUCUACACUGGGGAAUUAUUGCUCAUACCUGAAACUGCUCAGGAUCUCUUCACAGCAGCUAGCAGGCUUAUCAUCCUCCCAUUACAGGAGAUCAUUGGCAAAUUCUUGGCUGACAGUAUUUCUAUGGACAGCAGCCUAGGGACUUAUGCUUUGGCAUAUGCUCAUAACCACCAUGCUUUGCUCCGUGUGGCUGCACAUCACAUUUUCUUGAACUUUGAACCUCUUUCUGCACAUGAGACCUUCCCAGGCCUGGAUCUUAGCACAGUGGUCAGCAUUAUUUCUUCAGACAAACUUCUAGUAUCCUCAGAACUGACUGUGUACCAUGCUGUGCAGCACUGGGUGAGGUCUCAACCAGCUGAGCAUCUGUCACUGAUCAAGAAGCUCAUGAGACAAGUCCGCCUCCCACUUCUAACAUCUGAGGAGGUUGCUACUGUCCAGCAAGAUAUCAUUGCAGAAUAUGGGCAUGCACAUUUGCAAUGGGAGCAGCUGGAUGGAGCUGGGAGACUCCUGAAGUGUGGGGGUCUCAGGCAUGGCAUGUAUGAUGACUGGAUUGUGAGUUUGGGCCUUUUUGUAAGCAACAUGCAAGGAGGAGUGGUUGAACGUCUGAAAACUCAUUUCUUGGGAUUCAACCUGCAGAUGGAAAGUUGGGAGGAAAUCCCACCUUUGAUGUACCUUGACUCCUCUGGCUUCUUGUCUGUGGGGCACAAGCUCUAUGUCUCUGGGGGGCAAAGGCUCAAUGGAUCUGUCUUAGGCAAUCUACAUGAAUUUGAUGCUCUUACAGGCCAGUGGAUACAGCUGCCUUCCAUGUCCAUACCCCGUCGUGAACACGGCUUUCUAGCAUGUAAACAGAAACUCUAUGCACUGGGGGGACGGAGUGGAAGAAGUGUGCUUGAUUCUGCAGAAAGCUUUGACUUGGUACAGAAGUUCUGGUCUCCCAUUGCCAGCCUACCCUUUGCAGUCAGUCAUUUUGCUUCUGCCACCCUGAAAGACAAGCUGUACCUAAUUGGAGGAUUCUCUCACACAAGGGCAAGUGGCCUUGCUCAUCGUGGCAUCCUGAUUUAUAAUACAAACUUAAAUGUGUGGAACCAGGUGCCCCUGGCUUUUCAGUGUUACAAAUCAACGGCAGUGACCAUGGACAAUGGGAUUUUUGUAAUAGGUGGAUUAGUUGAGGAAAGCAGCCGGCGUGAGACCCCUGGCACUGUAAUCCGAGCUCUGAUUUCUGGCACCCAUAAGUGCUUUUUCCUCAGCAAGGAUGGUACUGUGAGCCAGGAUGUUGCCAUUCCAGAGCUCCCCAUCCUGGUCUUGCCGCCCUGUGCAGUGCAGUGGCAAAGACGAAUUCAUGUGCUGGUAGGGAAUACAAUUUACCAAUGGAAGCCUGGAGAGCCCAGUUGGACCAGAAGUCGAAAAAGUGCUCCCAACACAAGGGUGACAUUCUUAACUGUGGUUAAUGGUGUGAUGCUGAGGGUACCAAAGAAAGCUCUGCAGCCCCUUUUACGAGAAGCCUCAGCAGCACUGACAGCAGUUUGGGUAGCUGAUCAACAGCCUUAUUGAUGCUCCCAAAUCCAGGUCACUUCCUCAGUUUCUCCAUGGCACCCAGAAGUGGGAGUACCACCAUACCAAGCUGUUCCCCUUGAGAUCGUUAGUCCUGAUUUCUUUAAGAUUUGAAUACACGUACAUUGUUUGCUUCUUAUAGCACUUGAGACAGGGUGUCUAAGGCUGAGACUAGUGGCCUAACUACUGAAUAAAUCACAUUCCUACCA